AAUGGCUGCAUUUAUCCCGCGAGUUGUUCAAAGGAAACCCGGGAAAAGCAAGCCAAAUAUCGCGACAACAAAGACUAGAAAAGGGCCACAAGUGAGCAGCAGUGAAAACAGAGUGCAAAUGGUUGACUUGAGGAGUGGAAAAGAUAACGUUGAUAAGGAAGUUGAGGAACCAAAAUGUGAACCUGGUCAUGGAAGGAGGGAGGACGACGAUGAUGAUGUUGAUGAAGAGGUUGUGUCCUUCAGUAAAAAUCAAAGAUGGCCGGAAUAUGGAGAACCAGUCUGUGUUGUAUGUGGUAGAUAUGGUGCUUAUGUUUGUGAUCAAACUGAACAGGAUAUUUGUAGUUUAGAGUGUAAAGCUAGGCAUCUACGCGAUAUUGGACAACAUCAUAACCAAGAAGAGAGUUCAAAUGUUUAUAACGAGACUGAUGAAUGUCAGAAAAACGAACGAGACAAUUUAAUAUACACUGAUAGCAAUUAUACAUACAAAGAGCAUCCAACGAUAGCAGCGCUUACAGCGGAACAAGUAAAACAGCUACGGGAUAAAAUGGAAAUCAAGGUGAAAGGUGAACAUGUUGUUUCACCUGUACUGGAGUUCUUCCACUGUUCGUUUAAUGAAAGUCUCAGUAAAAACUUAUCAAAUCAUGGGUAUCAUUCACCGACUCCCAUUCAAAUGCAAGUACUCCCUGUACUCUUAAGUGGCCGUGAUGUCAUGGUUUGUGCCAGCACUGGGUCUGGUAAGACAGCAUCCUUUUUGUUACCAAUGAUAUCAAGAAUUCACCACAUCACAGGGAAGUUGUUACCAAGUAGUCCUGAAGUAAGAUUUAUCUAUGGAUUGAUUCUUGCUCCAACAAGGGAAUUAUGCAUGCAGAUUGAGAAGCAAACCAAGGAAUUUGUACACGGCAUGACAAACAUGAGAACUGCUCUUUUAAUUGGUGGUGUUCCUGUACCCCCCCAGCUCCAUAGAUUAAAGAUGGGUGUGCAAGUUAUUGUGGCAACUCCAGGUAGAAUGGUUGAGAUAAUAUCUCGUCAGGCUGUUGACCUGACACAUGUCAUUGGAUGCGUGGUGGAUGAGGUGGACACAAUGCUUCAACUGGGAUUUGAACAGCAGGUUCAGCAAAUCUUAGAAAGACUAAGUAAUAGGAGACAGACCAUGCUGUUUUCAGCUACAAUCCCUCCCUCCAUCGAGGCCAUGGCAUCUCGAUUGCUGAAUGCUCCAGUGUUCAUAUCAGCUGGUUCUCCAAGUUUGCCUACCAAAGCAGUGAAGCAGCUUAUUCUCUGGGUUGAAGAAAAGUCCAAGAAAAAACAGCUGUUUUCCAUUCUAAAGGACUCCAGGCAUUUUAAUCCCCCUGCUGUAGUCUUUGUGGAGUCCAAACUUGGUGCUGACAUGUUAGCUGAAGCUGUAUCCAAGGUAUGCCAUAUAAAGUGCUUGUCCAUGCAUGGUGACAAACCCCAGGCUGAGAGGGCUCAGAUACUGCAAGACUUCCUGGCAGGGGAGUGCCCACUUGUUGUCAGCACCGCUGUGCUCGGUAGAGGUGUCGACCUUCUUAACAUCAGACAGGUAAUUAACUUCGAUAUGCCCCCUACAUAUGAAGAGUAUGUGCACCAGAUUGGGCGGGCUGGACGGCUUGGGGCUACUGGCUGGUCUAUAUCCUUUAUCAAUAAUGCCAGCAAAGGGCUCUUCCUUCAGCUGAUCAACAAACUUCAGCCUAUGGGAGUCAAGCUGCCUGAUGAGCUUACCCGGUCUGCGCAUGUGCUUGACGAAAGAUGCAGAGCAAGCAACAGCAGGAAACGGGCAGAGAAAGAUGAGAUCGUGAACCAGUCAAACCUGAUGGACCUCAUUGUCAAGCGCAAGAAGAACAAAUAGAGCCUCAAGGCGUUUCGUUUUGUCUCCUAAUAGCACGUCUUUGCGUACCGGAAGUGGACCUUUCGCCGUUGUACACACCCUGCAUCCCCGCCCCUCCCCCCGGGCCUGUGGAGUUAUUUAGGUAUACAUUAAUAUUUUGGUUUAGAAAAAUUAAACUUGCGAGCUCGUUAUAGGUGAACAUAUAGCGUGCGAAUAUCGCGUUAUACAUAAGUUCGUUUUUUUUUCAUGGUUCACUGACCGUCUAAGCACUUUUCGUGCUUUGCCGACUAUAAAUUGAGGUGACACACUGUUUGCCUGGCCAUACCACCAGCUGGUGAGAUACUCAAUAAAUCAAUCAUUCCUAAUUCUGUCAAAGAAACCUGACACGAUUUUUUUUCUACUUUGAAAUCGAAACUUUUUUAACACUUUUUUGAUUGACAAAUAUUUAUCUUUCCUGUCCUCUGAUAGUCCUGGAUAAAGCUAUGAUUAUAUGACCAUAUAUAUAGCUUUUGUUCUUUUGUGCACUUAGCAUUUGAUUUUUUGCUCAGCAAGGGACGGGAUUCAGAAGGGAUCUCUGCUUUUCUCAUCGGGCUCUAACCAGUGCAGUCCGAUAAACAUCGCGAAAAAGGAGUAUUCUAGCUCUGUCAGAGUGUUUAUUUUUGUAAAACCCGUGAAAGACUUUUUAGUUUAUUUAGUACUUAUACACUGUAAUGUCUUUGUUCUCUUUUAUUCUGGCUUGACUAUUACACUUUAACAAUUACAUUUUGUUCCACGGGAUUUUGAAAACCACUCUACCUGUUGUUCUUUCCAAAAAGCAUUUCAAAACAAUUGAUUGUUUGAGCAAAUUGGUGUUUUUAUGUUAUUUUUUACUUAUUUGUUUGACGAUUCCGAGGUACGUGAUAAGGUGUCUUCCUUAAAUUAGGGCGCUUCCAUAGAUGCGAUUGAGUGGAAGUGAAAUAAAACCCUCCACUUUUCUUAGAAACUCUUACCGUACCGGAGAAUAUGGAAAAAUAUGGACUGGCAUUUCUCUGCUUAAGCCGUUAACAAAUAAUUCUGAUUACGAGAAUACAAUAAAUUACUGUUUCCAUAUUUUUGAUUUGUCCUUAUUUGGUGAUUCUACUAAAAAAAAUAUUUUUAGUUUGAAUUCGUUAUUAACAAGUUUUUUUUUUUGUUAAAGUGUUGGCGAUUGAUAAAGAAAUGUUCUCCGGUAUUUGAAAAAAGUAAUAAGAAACUCUACAUUUUAUCGGUUGGUUCACGGUUUUGUAUUUGAUUUGUCGUACAUUGACGUGCUCAACUACAGGUGAAGUGGAAGCGUGGUGCUUCAUCGAUAUUCAGUAUUGUUAUUCAAAAAACAUUAAUUACAUGUGUGCACAAAAAGUUACAGCUAUGAAACGACAACCAAUCACUCGAUACCAGAAUAAAAAAACUUCAUGACUGCCCAAAAAAUGACACGCUUUUAUGAUUCUACUCAUCAACUAAGACUGGUUUCCGCUAGGAUAUCGUCAAAGAGUAAAAACUGUUCUCUAACUUCGCCUGCAUCGCUAGCUAUUGAAAUAUAUUUUUUUUAAUAACAAGCUAUGAAGGUGUUGAGUUUGGUGAGUGUUUUGUUUUGUGUUUUGGUUAAUGAAUUGGGGGUGGGGCGAUAGAAAUCGCGGUUGGAACGUUGUAAUUCAAGUGAAGUGAUCUCGUCCGCUGGCCUUGUCCCUUCGUAGUCGUGAUACAGCCCUCUGCCUCAUCUCCUGGGAUUCAUAGCACUUUAAGACUGACUUUUGGCGGCACGAGGAAUCACCGGAAUGGCCACCGUUCGUGUGGGGAAAUCCACAGGUAUGUUUCCGAGCAGCUGGUCUUUUUUUUCUUUGUCUAAGUGCGUUGUUGCCGAAAGGAAUGGCUCUUGAGGAUCGGCUCAGCCGUGUGAUUUGUCAAGUAUCAAUUUAUCUGGCUAUAAGUAUCUUUCCCAGAUUUCUCUUUACUGUUAUUCCCCCUCAAUUCUUUACCUGGUCAUAGCUCUUUGACAACUGUUUCUAUAGGCGAGGCAUUGUUAUCUUUUGUUGUUGCUUUGAAUUUCCGUAUCAUAGCUUACGGUAUACAUGAUUUUUUAUUCGUAUUAUAGCUUUCGCUUUUUCAAAUCUUUCCUUUAUUCCUUUUUUUGAGAAAUCAAUUAUUCAAAUCUGUAUAUUUGACCACAAUGUCGUAAUCCUAAAACGACUUUAUUUAAAGUUCCCAAUUUUCGUGACGCCACGUGCUAAUAGAACAACAGGACUACUGUACUCGAGAGUUGUUGUGCUGCAUUUCAAGUAUUCCCACUUCACACUUGAAAUCUCAUUCGUCAUCUUCUCGAAAACAACAGAGCGCGCGUCCUUUUAAGACCCCGAUAAUUCAUUUUGUUUACUUUGGAUUUUGAAAAAGAAAGGAGUAUGGCUUAAGAGAUGUUAAGUGGUUUCAAUUUAAUUAAGUCAAGGGGAAGUUUCAAUUUGCGCUUCGUCUUCUUAUCAGCUGUGUCCCCGGCAGGUUUCAGUGAUACCGGAAACAGAGAUUUUCCCGCUACAAACGAAAUUGUGAAAAAAAUGAGGAAUAGUGCGGGUAUGAGUUAGUCCAUGAACAGCCAAAGAACACUCGCUUUUACAAUAAUCUUUUUUAGAAAAAUAGGUUAAGAAUAGAUAGUUCAAGUAUGACUAA
Messenger RNA from Nematostella vectensis (starlet sea anemone), 4519 nucleotides. RefSeq names its product probable ATP-dependent RNA helicase DDX59. Gene Ontology annotation, molecular function: RNA helicase activity; RNA binding; ATP binding. The coding region runs from base 2 to 1864 and encodes 620 amino acids. The record is from RefSeq and is a predicted model, not a curated record. The transcript is spliced from 7 exons. NCBI's taxonomy places the organism in Eukaryota, Metazoa, Cnidaria, Anthozoa, Actiniaria, Edwardsiidae.